This is a messenger RNA of Spea bombifrons (plains spadefoot toad), 1978 nucleotides long. RefSeq names its product transcription factor like 5 (gene TCFL5). Bases 243 to 1751 code for a protein of 502 amino acids. Gene Ontology annotation, biological process: regulation of DNA-templated transcription; spermatogenesis. The transcript is spliced from 6 exons. The record is from RefSeq and is a predicted model, not a curated record. Gene Ontology annotation, cellular component: nucleus. Gene Ontology annotation, molecular function: RNA polymerase II cis-regulatory region sequence-specific DNA binding; DNA-binding transcription factor activity, RNA polymerase II-specific; protein dimerization activity. NCBI's taxonomy places the organism in Eukaryota, Metazoa, Chordata, Amphibia, Anura, Pelobatidae.
UUCUCUACGUGAAACGCCGAUCUAGACGUCUGCGCCCAGCUGUCUCUUCUCCCGGACGAUUGGCCCACUCCCUACUUGUGUGUUGGGCUCCUCAUGUAUAUUAUUUAAUUUCUCCUUAUGUCCCGAAUGCUUUAGUUUGUUGCUACCGUUACAAAUAGUGUUAUAGCUUCAUUCGGUUGUUUUUUGUGGUGGUUUGGGUGAUUUUGGGUUCUUUGCAGUAGCCUAAUUUUGCAUGUUCUCUGAUGUCUGUAAUGUUUGGGUCGAUGCAAGCGCAGCCCAAGGUAUCUUCAGACCCAACGCCUUGUUCGGGGCCCUCGUGUUCUGGCGAGUCCACGUUAAGCGAUCAGGGCGUUUUUGCGGCCACAGACAUGAGCGUAGUAGAGAUGACGGAGGUAGAGUACACUCAGCUCCAGCAAAUUCUCUAUUCGCACAUGGAGGCUCAAGCCGGCGAGGGCGAAAUGGAAAACAGGUUAAACUCUUCUUCUUUCUUCACGUCCGGUAACCUGACGAACCAUCCCCAAUAUCAGCCGCCCAGCAUGAACCAGCACAGCUUCCCCGGCAGCUGCUCAGGAGGGCAAAAUGUCCACUCCGUCAUAUGUCAGUCGUCUGCGGCUUCUGAGGCCAAUCCUUUGGGACCCUCGGACUUCCAGGACCUGAGGAUGGUGAUGUUGGGGGAAUCGAACGCGCCCUUAAACAGCGGCAACCAAGCCGAGAGGACGCCGGGGGGAAACUGCAGGGAGCUUUUGGGGCUGCAAGUGCGACACCCCGACAAUGCAGGCGCUGCCAACAAAGAAAACGAAAACCUGGUAUCCGCGUGCGAAGCUCGCUGUAAAUCCGCCGUCCGCGUUCGUCUGGAGGACAGAUUCAACAGUAUCCGGGCUGAAAUGCCCCGGGCACAGGAACAGCAGGAGUCCGGGGUCACCUUGAGCAAUCUGGUGACCCUCAUCCGCCAUCCCUCGCAACUUAUGGGAGUCCAACAGCAGAGCAAGUGCACAGGGCUGCUGAAGAGCAAAACACCGGCGGGCGGUUCAGCUCUCCCGUUUGGAUACCCUGUUUUCGGAAGUGCUGCGGGUUCGACCCCUGGGGCUCCCCAAACCCAGACCAGCGUCUGCCCCCACAUAGAGGCAGCCAAGCAGCAGGCGAUGUCUCUUCCCAGAACCGUCUCCAUUUGCUACCAGCAAGAAAACGAAUCGAGCAAACACGAUAUCGAUCCUCGAAAUAAAGUUCUCACGGAUCAGCUGUGGCUUAAAGUGGGAGAAGCUCUGCGCAAACAAAACAUAAGCAAGAGAGGCCGCACUCGGAUACGCCAGCCGGACGCCAGCGCUGAAAGGAAGGUUCUUAGCAACAUACAGAAUAUAUCGGAUGCGCCAGCAGCCGCUUGGUCGUCUGCGCAAGCAAAUAACGAGAGCGCAGCUGGCGGCCGGCAACCCCUGGCAGGUUCAUCUCAACGCAGAGAGAAACACAACCGCAUGGAGAGGGAUAGAAGACGCAGAAUAAGGAUUUGCUGCGACGAAUUGAACAGUUUGGUUCCGUUUUGUAACAGCGACACCGAUAAAGCCUCGACUUUACAAUGGACCACGGCGUUCCUGAAAUACAUUCAGGAGAGGCACGGCGAUUCCUUGAAGAAGGAAUUUGAAAGUGUGUUUUGUGGCAAAACAGGAGGACGAUUAAAAGCAAACAGAUCAGAUGUUUUCAGAGCCGGACUGGCUCAGGAGGCAGUUCCCAGCAGCUCGCACACCGUCAUGCAGUAAUCACCAGGCAGUGUGCCUUCUAACGCCAGGCGGCGCCCGGAUUACGUCUCGCGUCCUCUGGUUUAUUUAAAUAUUCGAUAACAGCGAGACAAAUCUUCAGGCCGUAAACUGCCGUUUCCUAUUAGAAAUCUCCAAAAGCGUUAUACGUAGGACUUUGCUUUGGCAAAAUGUUUUUAGUCUUAAAUAGAAAAAAAUUCCCCUCGCAAACCGACUUAUUAUUGUAAUAG